AUGCCUGAGUAUGUUGCUGUAGAGGACACACCGCUUGCAGUCCCGCUGGUCUUGCGUCCUUCGACGGAAACGACGCCCGAAUAUCCCAACGGAGAGGACACCUCGUCGCCUGCGCCAAUAUGGGUCGAGCGAAUGCCCAUUCCCGAAGUUCUCCCCGCUCCAAUGUCGUUUGCGCCGGAUGACACCAGUGUUGAGUCCAAGUGGCUGGACUACACCCUUCCACCCGUCGUAGAAUCUUUGAAGGCUGGAUGGCUAUUCAAGAUCCAAGCGUGGGGUCUCGUGUCUGCUGUCCGCUUCGAUUGUCCAACCCCGGAAAGGAUUUUCUGGCCGAGGCGGAAUUGGGGACGGGACGGCACUAGCGUGUCUGAAAUAGAGUUGCUAUUCGAGACAAGGACAUGGAGGUGGAAGACCCUCGUCUACGCAUGGGAAAUAUCCACUUAUGUCGGCGUAUUUAAUUUGGUGGUUAUGGUCACCCUUGAGGUAACAAUCGAAGAUGGUCCGAUCUCGCGGGCCUUCCUUGAAGGAUCGAACUACUUUGUUCUGGUGGUCACGCUCGUCUACAUUUUGUGGUACCACGGGCUGGAGUGGAAGCUCCGUAUACGACGCUUGAGGAGGGUGGUUAAUCGAGCGAAGAGAAGGCUAUGA
Cyclocybe aegerita is the source of this 645-nucleotide messenger RNA. NCBI's taxonomy places the organism in Eukaryota, Fungi, Basidiomycota, Agaricomycetes, Agaricales, Hemipholiotaceae. The record is from the annotation of a GenBank genome assembly.